AUGUCGGGCAAGUCGGCACUGAAAGCUGUUAGGGCAGCUCUCGACUCGAAAGACUUCGAGCUCGCAGCUGAGAAGGCUGGAUCGCUGGUGCAGCAAGAGCCCCAGAAUUAUCAUGCAAAUGUCUUCUUAGGUCUUGCAUUGGACAAAUUGAACAAACAUGGCGACGCCGAAAAGGCUUACCUCGCAGCAGCCCGUGUGAAAGAAAGCGACAGGACAGCAUGGCAAGGACUGAUCAGCCUAUAUGAGAAACAAGGAGGCCAAAAAAUAGAGGAAUAUCGCGAAGCCGUCAUAAAACUUGGUCUGAUAUUUGCCGAGGGCGAUGACAAACAUCGUUGCCAGGAUGUGCUGGAUAAAUUCGUUAACUUUACCCGGAAACAAGGAAAUCGAUCUCAACUCAAGAAAGCUCUCGAAUUACAGUUGCCAACAAGCCCGCUGUACGAUUUUCUCGAGGGACGAGUGCCGCAUCCAGCACAAACAUACCUUCGCCUGAUUGAAAUCACUGAAUCGGAGGAGAAAGAGUUCAUCAAUAGAGAGAUUGGAGAGCGCCGAACACGUUUGGGUGCGAAAAUUGAACUGGUGACAUUGGAGGUCAAAAGGGAGGCUUUUAGGCGAAGCGAACUCGAGCAACUCUAUCGUGGAAUUGUGGAUUGGUCUCAUGAUGAUGAAGUACGACGUACAUACGAAGAAAAGCUUCUGCAGCGGGGUUAUGACCUUCUUCUUGUUCUCCCAUCGAAGGAAAAGAAUGGAAAGAGAAAAGAGGUUUUGAAGGCCGCUCGUGAAAUGGUCAUUAUCAAGCAUCCUUUUGAGCUCGCUUGGAAAAUUGUUCUCGAGUGGCAAGACAUCCAAAGCUUUUCGGAAUGGGAUCGUGGGUUGCUUGAGGACUUCAUUGAGUUCUUUCCAGAAGAUGGGCUCUCAAAGGUGCUAAAGGGUUUCCUGGCCAGUGAACUUUCCCCAUUCCCCCCGAAGCCUCCAUCAGAUGAACAGGAGUCCGACAACAGAAAGGACUCGGAAACUACAAAUGGCGAAAACGGUGAAUUUGCCGCCCAGGAUCGUUUGAUACUUAUGGUAGAAGGACUCGAAGCAUCUUCCUCUUCAAUCAUCGCACACCGGAUCAUGGGUGAGCUCUAUCUGUCUCUCGAGGAGUAUGAUAGCGUGGUGGACGUCGCUCGCAAGGGAAUUCGAAACAUCCAAGACUUGAUCAAGACGACUGCGAUUGAUCUUCGCAAUACUACCGACUGCGUGAACAUAAUGCUCGGCAAUGCUCUGAUAUACUACCAAUCUCCUCGAAACCACCCCGAAGCUAAGGGAAUAUUCGAGAACAUCUUACAGCGAAAGCCAACAUCAACAAGCUGUUUGCUUGGUAUUGGCCUCAUCCUUAAGGUUGACGAGGAUUACACAGAGGCCGUGAACUUCCUUGAGCGUGCUUUGGAGCGAGACCCUACCAACAUCAAGGUGCAAGGCGAAUUAUCUUGGUGCAGAGCUCUUGACGGAGAUAUGGAGUCUGGUUUCCACGGACUUCAAGAAGUUCUCUCAGAAAUACAAAGAACUCGUUUAGACAAUCGGGAUUUCAAGUCGGAAAUUCUGUAUCGGAUAGGGUACUGUCAGUGGGAAUUGGAUCCAUCGUACUCCGCACGCAAAGACCGCAAUGGUGCCUAUGCCAGCUUCCUCGCUUCUAUCCAAUCCAACAUGAAUUUUGCUCCUGCCUACACGAGUCUGGGAUUCUACUAUGCUGAUUACAAGAAGGAUAAAACACGAGCACGCAGAUGUUUCCACAAAGCGUUUGAGUUAUCCUCAUCUGAAAUUGAGGCAGCUGAGCGCUUAUCCCGUGCAUUUGCAGACCAGAAGGAAUGGGACUUGGUUGAAGCCGUAGCCCAGCGAGUUGUUGACUCAGGCAAGGCCAAGCCGGCCCCAGGCUCGAAGCGCAAAGGGUACAGUUGGCCGUAUGCCGCCUUAGGUACGGUGCAGAUAAACAAACAACAGUAUACCAAGAGUAUUGUCUCUUUCCAAGCAGCUUUGAGAAUUUCACCUGGUCAUUACCAUUCAUGGGUUGGCCUGGGAGAGAGUUAUCAUCAUUCCGGCCGAUUCAUUGCUGCCACAAAGGCAUUUGAUCAGGCCCAGCAAUUAGAACCAAACCUUCCCAGCUCUGAUAAAGAGCAGAUUUGGUUCGCACGGUAUAUGAUGGCAAAUGUGCAGCGCGAGCUUGCCGAGUAUGAAGACGCCAUUACGAGAUACGAGGAUGUCCUGAGUUUCCGACCCGAUGAAAUAGGCGUGAAAAUUGCUCUGCUCCAAACUCUUACUGAGAGUUCUUGGCGAAGUCUUGAAUCGGGACUGUACAAUGACAGUGCCGAGCUUGCACGCAAGGCUGUAUCUGUGGCCACUUCUUUGGCCAGACAGAGAGUCGACAUUUUCAACCUCUGGAAGGCUGUCGGAGAUGCCUGUGCCAACUUUUCUUAUAUUAAGAUGAAGGCAGACAAAUUGCCGGUCAAAGAUGUCAAGAGACUUCUUACUACUGAACUUGACACAGCAGCUUUCGACAUUCUGGCAGAUGUAGAUGAAGUGGGGCAGAACUACGUAGCACUGCUGGAGGGUGAAGGCAACGGGGACUUCAAACCGUCCGAUGUCUGCAUCUACUCGUCGAUACUCGCAUACAAGCGCGCUAUAUACGUUUCUCUACAGGACAUUCAUGCCCAGGCAGUCGCCUGGUAUAACCUUGGCUGGGCAGAGUAUGGAGCGUACAGGAAUGUACAAUUUGGCUCAAGCAAAAAGGGUAAGAAGCACCCGCGAAAGUUUUUGAAGGCAUCAAUGAGAUGCUUCAAGAGAGCAAUUGAAUUGGAAUCCGGAAACUCUGAAUUCUGGAACUCGCUUGGUGUGGUGACUACAAAUAUGAGCCCUAAGGUUGCACAGCACGCAUUCGUUCGAAGUCUUCAUUUGAAUGAUAGAAGCGCGCAAGUCUGGGCUAACCUCGGUGCACUCUACCUCAUCCACAAUGACAUCCAGCUCGCGAAUGAAGCUUUCACCCGCGCGCAGUCAACCGACCCAGACUAUUCGCAGGCUUGGAUUGGCCAAGGCUUCCUGGCCCUUCUGUUUGGCGAUCCAAAGGAAGCAAGAGGUCUUUUCGAACACGCCUUCGAAAUUGCCAGUUCUUCAUCGGCCCUACCGAAGCGCCAAUAUACGUUGACCUUGUUCGAUCACCUCAUAUCUGAAGAGUCGGCUUCAAACGAAAUAUCCGAGCUCAUCCAACCUUUCUUUGCACUACAUCAGCUUUACCGCCAAGACCCAUCUGAUUUGCCGUUCGUGCACCUAUCUUCCCUCUUGGCGGAAAGAAUAGGAGAGUUUUCAGAUGCCGAGUCCAUGUUGAAGGUUGUUUGUUCCAGUGUGGAAGAAGAGUACGAGGUGACCGAGUCGGCAUCGUCUCUUUCGAGAUUUGCACAGGCAAACGCGGACAUGGCUCGCGUUCUCCUUGCACGCCACGAGUUUGAAGAGGCCGCAGAAAAGGCGGAAACCGCACUUACACUGUCGAGUGAGGAAGAUGCUGAACAAUUCGAUCCGGAAGCUAACACCAAGCUACGGUUGUCGGCUCACCUAACUGCCGGCCUUGCACAUUACUACAUGAAGUCGAUGGACUCGGCUAUCGACAUGUUCCGUGAUGCUCUUCAAGAGGCGGGCAAUGCACCGGAAGUGGUAUGUCUUUUGGCGCAGGUCCUGUGGGCCAAGGGUGGCGAAGAGGAGCGGGCCGUGGCCAGACAACAACUGUUCGACUGUGUUGAAAAUCACCCUGACCAUGUUGGGGCAGUCACCCUUCUGGGAGCUAUUGCGCUGCUAGAUGCCGACAGAGAUGUUAUCGAGGCCGUUGAAUCAGACCUCCAAGCCAUGAUCACGCGUGAUGACAUUGAGAUUCACGAGCGGAACAAGUUGAUCAGACUGCUGACUGCGUUGUCCGCUCUGGGUCUAACUGACAAUGCGGAUGUCCCGGAGGAGACGAGGCGUAUCGGCGAAGCCACCGCGGCUGUCAUGCGAUCGCCAGACCAGCCUCAGGGAUGGAUGGAGUUGUCGGCUGCUUCACAGGAGCUCUACCCAGCAGAAAUGGCCGUUAAGAGAGCAUUGCGCAACAUUCCGCCUCGGAGCAACCUGGAUGCCGUCGACCUCUCGGAGGCCUAUGCGCAGACAGGCAAGGCAAGCGAUGCCCUACGAUCGAUCAUGAUCGCACCAUGGAGACGGCAUGGAUGGGAAGAGUUGAACCAUGCCGUGUCUGGGCCGGCUUAG
Messenger RNA from Aspergillus wentii DTO 134E9, 4263 nucleotides. RefSeq names its product SKI complex subunit tetratricopeptide repeat protein SKI3. Gene Ontology annotation, cellular component: Ski complex. Gene Ontology annotation, molecular function: protein binding. The record is from RefSeq and is a predicted model, not a curated record. The transcript has 3 exons. Bases 1 to 4263 code for a protein of 1420 amino acids. NCBI's taxonomy places the organism in Eukaryota, Fungi, Ascomycota, Eurotiomycetes, Eurotiales, Aspergillaceae.